AUGAAAUUUCUUGCAACUCAUUAGAGUUUCUGUUUUGUCCGAAUUUUUUGGUAGAUCCUGUUAGAUUAAAAUUUAUAGGUAUAAAAUGGUUUAUUAAUAUUUAGCUUAUACAUUAUUACAAUUAGGAAUUUGACAUCAGAAGCUCGACGAUUUUAUUUGGCCGCAUUGGAAAAAGAAUGAAAUGA
Molecule: messenger RNA, 185 nt
Organism: Paramecium octaurelia
Lineage: Eukaryota; Ciliophora; Oligohymenophorea; Peniculida; Parameciidae
Source: the annotation of a GenBank genome assembly